This is a messenger RNA of Lentinula edodes (shiitake mushroom), 1554 nucleotides long. Its product is annotated as cytosine-purine permease. Gene Ontology annotation, cellular component: plasma membrane. The record is from RefSeq and is a predicted model, not a curated record. The transcript is spliced from 12 exons. Gene Ontology annotation, molecular function: transmembrane transporter activity. The coding region runs from base 1 to 1554 and encodes 517 amino acids. Lineage: Eukaryota; Fungi; Basidiomycota; Agaricomycetes; Agaricales; Omphalotaceae. Gene Ontology annotation, biological process: transmembrane transport.
AUGAACGACAAAAUAUUGGAGGAUACGAACGAUCCUGGCUUACCGACCACUAUUGUUCCCCAUACUGCAGAUUUUGAUGGCUCUUCCUUUGGUGAUCGGAGUAGUAGGUCAAAACUCGGGGGUUGGAAAGGCUUAAGUAGGCACGCUCUGCGAUGGGGAAUAGAGACCCAUGGAAUAGCACCUACAAGUGAGGAGGAACGCACAGACACCCGAAUGUGGCAGAUGUUCACCGUCUGGUUCUCUGCGAUAUUAAAUCUUACAGGGAUGAGCACGGGCGCUUUAGGCCCAAUCUUCUUCUCCCUAGAUUUUCGCGAAUGCAUAAUUGUACUUGUCGUUGCCGACAUAAUAUGCUGUUUAGUUCCUGCGUACUUUGUGGUAUUCGGUCCCAAACUCGGCACCCGUACUAUGGUGCAGAGUAGGUUCUCUUUCGGAUACUAUGGCGCUAUGCUUAUUUCCACACUGAACGUCUUUUCGCAAAUUGGAUGGCUCAUCAUCAACUCUAUUGUGGGCGGUCAGGUACUCGCAGCGGUGUCUACAAAGUUAAAUGAUACCACUGGCAUUGUAAUAAUCGUGCUUAUCUCGUUCGUCCUUUCGUUUUGCGGAUACAAAACCUUACAUUGGUAUGAGACAUAUAUAUGGUUACCAAGCGUGGUGCUUUUUAUCGCCCUGCUCGGGGUUGGAGGAAAUCAGCUCGUCGCUCAAAUUCCUAUCCUGAUUUCCUCCACACCGGCUGCUGCUGCAGGUAUGCUAAUUGCAUAUGGAACUACGGCCGGUGCCUCGGAUUUAACCUGGUGCUCGUUCGCGGCUGAUUAUGGGAUCUAUCAUGAGUCGACCACACCCACGUGGAAGAUUUUCUCCUGGGCUUAUGCAGGUAUCUUCACCUCUGCAUUUAUAGGUCACAUCAUCGGCGCAGCUUUUGCCUCCGCCGCUCCUGCAAUACCCUCUUGGGAAACAGGGCUCGGAGAUGGAGAAGAUUUCGGUCGUUUCCUCGUCGCAAUCCUCGAGCCAAUCGGCAACUUUGGAAAGUUCCUUGUUGUGUUGGGUGCACUGACGGUCACUGCACCUUGUGCAAUAACCAUGUAUUCAUUUGGUGUUAGCUUGAUGAGUAUAUCUCCUAUGUUUGCCAAGGUGCCGAGGUAUAUAUACUCGUUGAUCUGUACGGCGAUAGUCAUACCGAUCGCCAUUGUGGGAGCUACUCACUUUUUCACUGCUUUUGAGGAUGUUUUGAACCUCAUCGGCUACUGGGCUACAUCAUAUGCUUCCAUCGUCCUCUGCGAGCAUUUCCUAUUCCGGAAAAACGAUUUUGCCCGAUACUCGGUGGUAGACUGGAACACGUCAUCAAACCUACCGCUCGGCGUCGCUGCCAUUCUCGCAUUCUUGUGCUCCUUUGCGGUCAUCGUGCCGAGCAUGAACCAGCCGUGGUAUACAGGACCUAUUGCAAACGCUGGAACAGGUGAUAUUGGGUUAAUAACUGGAUUUUUUGCAUCGGGGUUGUUGUAUAUGGUGUUCAGGGCUGUGGAAGUGAAGUUUAGUGCCAGGAGAAGGAAUGGGUAA